UCUCUUCUCUCUUCUCUCUCUCUAUCAGUCUGUCACUAUAGAUCAAUUCUUUUCUUCUCUAUGAUGUGAUUCUCCACCAUAUCUGCAACCUCUUACCUAAAAAAAACACACAAUUAAAAGAUGGUUUUCUCAUCUCUUCCACUUAAUCAGUUUGAUUCACACAACUGGCAGCAGCAAGGAAGCCAACAGCAGCUUGACAGUGUCACAACUGACCACAAUCCUAGUAAUUAUUUAAGGCAGCUCUCAUCACCACCGGCUUCACAGGCUGGCUCGAGCCAAGCUAGAGUGAAUUCAAUGGUGGAACGUGCUCGAAUCGCGAAAAUCCCAUUGCCUGAAGCAGCUCUAAACUGCCCUAGAUGUGACUCUACCAAUACAAAGUUCUGUUACUUUAACAACUAUAGCCUUACUCAGCCUCGCCAUUUCUGCAAAACAUGUCGCCGCUAUUGGACACGUGGCGGUGCCCUGAGGAACGUUCCUGUUGGAGGAGGCUUUAGGAGGAACAAGAGAAGCAAAUCCAACGGCGGGAGAUCAAAAUCUACAGUCUUGGUCUCGGCUGAUAACAAUACUACUACUUCAUCUCUUACUUCUCACCCAAGUUACUCAAACCCUAGCAAGUUUCUUAGUUACAGCCAAAGCCAAGGUUUUACUUCCAGCUUACCCAUAUUGCCUCCUCUCCAAAGCCUUGGAGACUACAAUUCAAGCAACAAUGGGUUAGAUUUUGGCGGAAUUCAAAUAGGCAACGUGAUAAGUGGGGUGAGUUCUAGUGCUCGGAUCUUGGAUCCAUGGAGAGUACCUUCAUCGCAACAAGCUCAACAAUUCCCUUUCUUGAUCAAUACUACCGGGUUGGUACAAUCUUCAAAUGCCGUGUAUCCGUUACUAGAAGGUAAUGAAGCUGUUAGCCAAGCCGAUCCACAACAAAAGAGCAGUGAUUAUUCCAAUCAGCUAAUGACGGAUUUGGCUUCAGGUGGGGAUGGCGCCGCGCAAACUAGAAAUGUGAAGGCAGAAGAGAAUGAUCAGGAUCAGGGUAGGGAUGUGGACGGUCAGAAUAACUUAUCGAGGAACUUUUUGGGGAAUAUUAACAUAAACUCAUCCGGGAACGAUGAGUACACAUCAUGGGGCGGUAACACUUCUUGGACUGGUUUCACGUCUAACAACGCAACAGGCCAUCUCUCAUUCUAAGUACUUCUUGGACUAGCUAUUCUUGAUGAUUUUUUUGUUGGUUGGGUUAUAUUUAUAUAUAUGGGAGUUUAUUACUACUGAUCGGAGAGAUCAAACCAUGCAGCUAUAUGCCUAUAUCCGAAGGCUAAUUUUGGGGCUCGAAGGAAAGGGUAUGGUUAUGAAUUAAAACUAUCUUUUUAAUCUUUUUAAAGAUCUUCAAAGUGUGAGUGUGAGUAUAUGUUAAUUGGUUAAGCGCUUCUGGUGAUAUAUGUUUAAUCAGAAUAUGGUGUUAUUGGCUUUAUAUAGAGGUGUGGGUGAUGUAUGAAUUCAAGAGUUGAUGAUGAUGGAAACUUUUUUGUGUGUUCA
Capsella rubella is the source of this 1524-nucleotide messenger RNA. Its product is annotated as dof zinc finger protein DOF3.6. The record is from RefSeq and is a predicted model, not a curated record. Gene Ontology annotation, biological process: regulation of DNA-templated transcription. Lineage: Eukaryota; Viridiplantae; Streptophyta; Magnoliopsida; Brassicales; Brassicaceae. Gene Ontology annotation, molecular function: DNA-binding transcription factor activity; DNA binding. The transcript has 2 exons. Bases 121 to 1179 code for a protein of 352 amino acids.